UGCUGGUUUCACUCUGUUCAUUUGUUCUGUUGUCUCUGGUCAUGAGUGUUCGUGAAACAGGCUCACUAUUGGCUGAUUCAGAGAUUAAGGGCGGCCAUUUUGAGUUGACAUCAUUGUAGUCCUUAGUUCACAACACUUAAGUCAGCACUGUUAAUGGCUCCUCCUCUUCCUCUGGUGUUUCUGCUCAUGAUUCACGUGUGUGUUUCAGGGGUUUCUAGUGCUGAUUGGGGUGUGAGUUACAGUCCUUCACACAUCUGUGCACUAAAGAACUCAUCAGUGAUAAUGAGAUGCACUUAUACAUACCCUACUGGAUAUAAGAUCAAGAAAGUGUUCUGGACCAAAACACUGGUAAAACAUAAUGGAGAGCAUCCAGAUCUGUCUGAGGACCCUGAAUACAGUCAGAGGCUUCAGUAUCUGGGAGAUAAACAGAAGAACUGCACCAUUAGACUGAGUCAUGUGACACUGAAGGAUUCACACAAGUACUAUUUCAAAUUCAACACUGAUAAAGACAAAUGGACUGGUUAUCCAGGAGUGACUCUUACUGUCACAGAUCUUCAGGUGGAGUCUCCUGAGAGAGUGACAGAGGGAGAUUCAGUCCGUCUGACAUGUAAAAGCAGCUGCACUCUGACUGACAGAGCAACAUUCAUCUGGUACAGAAACUCACAGCCAUUAACUGAGAGAAGAGACAGAAACAAUGAACUCCUGCUGCAGUCAGUCAGAAGAGAGGAUGCAGGCAGAUAUAGCUGUGCUGUACACGGACACAAUCACAUCUCUCCUGCUGUUCAGCUCAAUGUCAUGUACCCUCCCAGGAGCGUCUCAGUGUCCAUCAGUCCAUCUGGUGAAAUAGUGUCAGGAGAUUCAGUGACUCUGAUCUGCAGCAGUGAUUCAAACCCUCCUGCUGUUACAGUAGCUGGUAUACUAAUCACACGACGAGGAGAUAGAGUCACAAUAAGUCUUUACUAGGAGAUAAACAGGAAUCCACAGGAGCAUACACCAACAUAGUACGAACAAUACCGGACAACACAAGACUAGAAACACAGGGUAUAUAUACACGGGAUAACAAGGAGGGUGAUUGGGAACAGCUGGGUGUGAUGAUGGUGGUGAUCAGUUGCCAUGGUGACUAACCGGUGGUGGGAAAUGGAACAACAACAAGUCCAAAACGGAGUGCACAUGUGACAUAUCGCCCCCUCCCGGAAAGGCGCGUCCUCGCGCCGUGGAGAGGGGAAGACGAAGAUGAGAAGGUUCCGAUGGUGUAGGAGGCGGUUCAGGAGGUGGACGGUUACCUGGGAGGAGGCGAGGUGCAGGAGUCCAGGGAGGUGCAGGUGAUGGAGACCAGAGGGGAGCCUUGAACGGAGGAAGUAGCAACACCAUCCAAUACACAGCCAAGACUGCGUCCCAUGGCGGCGUCACUGGCGGGAGGAGCCAUGGUGGUGUAGUCCUAUACGCCACCAUGGGGACGAUCGGCAGUGGCGAUGUCAUCAGCGUAGGAGCCCACCAUGCAGCCAGAAUGCUGAAGACUUGAAGCGACCACAAAGACCUUGGCGACCGCGACGGAGCUGAAGCGACGACCCCCCGAGGAGGAAGCGGGUAUCCAGAGGGCAGAGGUGGAGCUGGAGUGACCGAGGGCGGAGGUGGAGCCUGAGGGAGGGCUGAGCUUGCCGUCGCAGAAGGGGUGGAGGGCCAGAGAGCAGCGACUGGCCCGCAAGUCCGCUGCAGAGGCGUGGCGAUGUCCGACCCAGGUGGAGCCGACGUGCCGAGGGAACCCAGCGAGACCGAAUGGCCGAUGGUACUUGCUGACGACGAGGGAGGAAGGAGCGUAGGUGUAGGAGCCAGGUCGACGGGGAGUGAAGAGCUCUGAGGCUGGAGGCGGAAUCCCAGACUCCUCACGCCCAGGAGGAGGUGGCUCCCAGCAGUCCCGAGGUGGAACCCUACCACUGAGAGGAGAUGGUGAAACUGAGGGGCUGAUGGGAGACUGUGACGACUGGAUAGCAGGCGUGGCUGGUGACAGAGGAGGAGUUUGAAGCAUGCUAAACAGUUCUUCAGA
This is a messenger RNA of Megalobrama amblycephala (Wuchang bream), 2044 nucleotides long. RefSeq names its product B-cell receptor CD22-like. Bases 154 to 963 code for a protein of 269 amino acids. NCBI's taxonomy places the organism in Eukaryota, Metazoa, Chordata, Actinopteri, Cypriniformes, Xenocyprididae. The transcript has 5 exons. The record is from RefSeq and is a predicted model, not a curated record.